Dermochelys coriacea (leatherback sea turtle) is the source of this 6323-nucleotide messenger RNA. It is a transcript of the gene FBXL22, whose product is annotated as F-box and leucine rich repeat protein 22. The transcript is spliced from 2 exons. Gene Ontology annotation, biological process: SCF-dependent proteasomal ubiquitin-dependent protein catabolic process. Gene Ontology annotation, molecular function: protein binding. Gene Ontology annotation, cellular component: SCF ubiquitin ligase complex. The record is from RefSeq and is a predicted model, not a curated record. NCBI's taxonomy places the organism in Eukaryota, Metazoa, Chordata, Testudines, Dermochelyidae. Bases 344 to 1024 code for a protein of 226 amino acids.
UCAACUCCCUCAAGCCCUUUGCUAAACAUCAGGAUUGACUAAAAGGAAAAUAAUUCCUUUUAAGGAAACAUUUGAUUUAACUCCAUUGCUUCUUUAUUGCUUGGCCAUUCCCCUGGACAAGAAAUGGAGCAACAGCCUGCACUGCUGAUCUGAGCUGCUUCCCCCUUUUUUUUUUAAACUCCUGCACCAGUUGGUGGCCAAAAAUAAACACCAUUCCACAACCAUAUAUGUUCAACAGCCCAGUGGUGAUUCUGAGGCUGGUCAGGCCCCUUCAGUAUUGCUGUUAGUCCACUCUGCCAGAAUAUACUGUCCUCUUUCUUAAGAGCACAGCUCUGCCCAGGCUAUGCAUAUAACCCAGCUUAACCGGGAGUGCCUUUUGCACCUCUUUUUUUUCCUGGACAAAAACAGUAGAAAGAGUUUAGCCCAGACAUGUCAGAAAUUGCUAGAAGUGUUUCAGGAUCCUUUUCUGUGGCCUGUGCUGAAUUUCCAUUCUCCUGUGGAACUAAAGAAGGAUAAUUUUCUCUUGGGACCAACUUUAAGGUACCUGUCCAUCUGCUGGCAUUCAAGCAGAGUCAAGGUGUGUAACAUUGAGGACUGGAUGAAAAACACAUUCCAGAAAGACAUCUGUCACAAGCAUGAAAAUACUGUCAAUGAUUUUUUAAUACAAGUUUGCAACAGAUGCCCAAACUUGCUGUCCCUGACCCUUUCUGGAUGUGGCCACGUCACAGAUGAUUACCUGUUGUUGCUUCUCAAAAGCUGCCCAAACCUCAAGAUACUCAAACUGGAAAACUGUGUGCGGAUCACUGACCAGACUCUGGAAGCUGUGAUCCUCUACGGGGGCUCUUUACAAACCUUCCAUGUGGAUUUCUGCCGGAACAUAACUCAGGCUGGUCUGAAGACAGUCCAGGAAAAAUGUCCUUCAGUAAUGCUGAAAGCAGAGAGAAGUGCAGACAUGAUUCCGGACAACAAACCACGGGAAAAAUUGAUGCUUGAAAGAGCAGUGAGAAAACUGGUACUGCACUAAGAAGGACCAAUUGCAGAAAUUCAAUAUAUGUGAAGAGAGAUUGACAUUUUGAGGUUCCACCCAGUUUGCAAUUAAGCCUAUCUAUAUGCAUAUUGGCUUUGUUUAUAAAAGAAUAUUUUAUAUAUUUCACAAGUACUCCCAUUUCACCCAGGCAAGGAGUUUAUCUUGAUGGUGACAGUCUGGCGCCACUGGUCCUUCAUACUGGAAAAUUCCCUGUGUGGCACAAAGAAGAUGGUAAAUCCUGACUAGCUGAUAAUGACCCUGCUGAGAGUUUUCCUCAUUGUGGUAUAUUUUGCUUGGCUAACAUGUAUGAUUAUGUAUCCAAAUCUCAGGGCCCAAGGGGAUGGAUAAACUUUUUAUUCACAAGGAAAUAUGCCUAUUCUGUCAUAGAAGGAUCAUGAAUUCUAAGUAGGUAACUAGCCCCUCUCUGUCAUAUGUUCACCUUUUCUGCUAAGGCACAUCUCACUCCUGACAAAUGUCGUCACUUACUAUACUUAACAUGUGAUCUGUUAGUGUACUUUAUUUAAACCAUAAGUUCUAUGAAAGUGUGCACAAACCAAGCUUUUAACAUUUACAUAAUGUACACUGACAAUUUAUGCUUCAGUUUACGUUACUGUAAAUAGUAAUGUAAGUUUAACAUUAACACAAGCUUGUUUACACAACUAUCCAAGCUGAGAAGGCACUGAUUUACAAAAAGUGCCCUUAAAAUCUCUUUUCAAAAGCCUUCUACAGCAAUGAUAUAUUUGUCUAAAUCAGAGGAGGAUUUUAUAUACCCAUGUGCAGUAAUAAAACAUGUAGAGGGCAGUGCGCACCAAUCAGACUGUUACAAUAACACAUGUAGAGCACAGUACCACUGUAUGUGGUUUUGCUACCACAUAUUGUAUUAUACUGAAAGAUUACACUGAAAUGGCCAGCACUAUCUUUAUCUCGUCUAAAAUAGGCCUUAGACCAGAGGUUCUCGAACUGUGGUCCACGAGCUCCAUUCAGGUGGUCCAUGGAUAUUUCCCUCUAAGGCGUGUGCCUGGGCAGCCACACACAAGAGAAUGAAGGGCCACCCAUCGAAUUAGUGGAGCCGUGCAGGCAUGGCUCCACUAAUUAGGUGCCUGGACCCUGGAGAAGAUGCACACGUAAGGUGAGGAGGUGGCCUCGGGGGGAAUAGGGGGUAGGUGGGAGGGGGAAGCGGGGUGAGAAGAGGGGGUGGGUGGAAUUUGGGACGUGCAGGGCUGCAGUGGCCAGAGAAAGAGGCAACUUUCCCCAGCUCCAGGGCUGCGGCUGCCAGGAAGAGACGGCCCUCCUUCCCAGCCUCAGCAGCUGCUGUGGCGGGGAGAGACCUCCUCCUUCCCAGCCCCAGCUAGGGGGCUGCCGCAGCAGGGGAGAGAGGGCACAUCCAUCUCAUUAGAAAGGUAAGACUACUGAUAUUAAAAUAAGUGUUGUGUGCUUUUAUUUGUAGAACAAAAAAAACCCUUAAUUAUUAUUAAGGUUUUUUUUAUAUAGCACUUUUAUCCAAAACGCUUUACAAUAGUUUAGCUAAUGGUACAAACAACAUUUGGAAAGAUUAAGUGAUCUGCCGAGACCCUCAGCAAUUUUCAAGUGGUCCUUGAAAAAAAAAAGUUUGAGAACCACUGCCUUAGCCAAAAUACAUUGUAAUAUAGGUCAGAUUCUUAAACAUCCGGGGCUUGUAUCUUGCAAGGUUUCAAAACUUGCGGCCACCUCUCUGUACAUUUGGGUACAGAUAAACUAACCUUAAUCUUCAGUUUAUUGCACAAGACCAACAUACAGCGGUUGCCAUUAAAAGCCUUCAACUUUUGCCUUGGGUAACAUUCCCUCAGAACUUGUAAUUAUAGUUAUACUUCACACUAAACAUAUCCAGGAACAUGGCAAUACUAGAGGUAACUUACCUAAGGCUACUGAAACUUCAAAAUUUGUCAAGAAAUGUUAUAUUCCAAAAGAAUUAUAACACCACCACACACCAAUUGCAAAUAAUCCGACACCUGUACCUGUUUGCCUCAAAUUUUCUCUCCCCACCCACUAUAAGCCUCUUAAGAGCUUUGUGCUUAUGAUAAUGAUGGAUGGAUAAAAUUAAUACCUCAUGAUUUAUCUUUUUCUACAAGACUAGACUUGGAUCACAAGGAAGGAGGCUGGACUGCCCACUUGGAAACAUAAUCCAGUCAGUAUGCUCUGAAGUGGGAAAAAAAGCUUUACUUUAUCAGAUAACUAACUAAUCAUGACCAUCUCCUGAUUAAAGCCAUCUACUGAGCAUAGUAACUUUGUCCUUUUAAGUAUAGGGUGUGUUAGAAUAAAGAGCAUUGCGUAGUCACAGAAGAGAAAUCCUUAAGAUAGCAAAAUCAUCUUUUCCUCCUCUCCCCCAUCCUCCCAAAUCCAGGUGUGCGAUAUCUUUCAAAGGCUCAUGGUGCUACUACAGUGUCCAAGACCCUCCUACCAAAAGCAGUGUCCAUAUGCUUCACCUAGUGUCUAGCAAACAAGUGACAAGAUGAGCAAACUGCUGCCUUGCAGAUUUUUUUUGUAGGAUAUGAAUGACUUUUCUUCCCAUCACACAGAAUGUGGUCUUACUUGAUCUUCUGGGUAAGAUUUUUCUCUAUUAUUUACAUUUAUAUUGCAGUAUAGUCUAAAGGUUGGGCCCCACUAUUCUAGGUGCUUAAGUAAAUCAUACUGCUUACAAACAGCUUUAUGCGUCUAUUUAAUGCUGUACUUUGGCCACUCUCUUGCUCUUGGGAGGGUCAGAACAAAAAGUCCUAGAUGCAGAUCUUAACAGCUCUGGCAGGUUCUGAUGUGUACCAGGGUUUUUCCUUGAGCUAUUGAAUAUGCUGCAGAAUGAUGGCAGACCUCUCUCCCAAGAGCUGUAAAACAGUGCUAGUAGCUUUUGGUGUAAAAGCUUGGCCAAGGUGCUAGUCCCGUGUUCCUGAAGGGGGAGUAAAACAUCUUCCUUGGCAACCGACAAGUCUGGUCUUGUCUCCUCAACUAUAGUGGUGCAGGUAUGCCAAGCUUCCCUAGCACAGUUUUGCCAAUGAAGCUCAGGUCUCUUUUCAACAUCCUGAUUAUCUCAAGACUGCAAAGAUUAGUCCAGUAAACUGUAAGACAGUGAUUUGUACAAAUGAAAACCAGGAUAUCACCACAAACUAAUUCAAAAUCCAAACUUAUUCAAAGAUGAGAAGCUAGCAGCCUAUAUUACAUAUAUGUAUAUACACACGCCUGCCUUUCAUUUUCGUUUAAUACAAAAUACAUCUCAAAACACUGACAAACAAUACAACUGCAAAAAUUAGUCUGAAUGUCAUCAGUACACCAAACAUCAAGUGAACAACUGGACCCCCCACCUAAUGUAUUAUGAAAUAUAUCUAUUGUAAGACUUCCCUUUAAAAGCUGAUGUCAAGUAGGAAUGCCUGAGCUUUCUUCAAAAGUAAAAAGCAGAUAGUAAAGUUUGCAGACGAUACCAAGCUGGGAGGGGUUGCAAGUGCUUUGGAGGAUAGAAUUAUAAUUCAAAAUGAUCUGCACAAACUGGAGAAAUGGUCUGAAGUAAAUAGGAUGAAAUUCAAUGAGGACAAAUGCAAAGUACCCCAAUCAGGAAGGAACAAUCAGUUGCGCAAGUACAAAAUGGGAAAUGACUACCUAGGAAGGAAUACUGUGGAAAGGGAUCUGGGGGUCAUAGUGGAUCCCAAGCUAAAUACGAGUCAACAGUUGCAAAAAAAGUAAACAUCAUUCUGGGAUGUAUUAGCAGAAGUGCUGUUAGCAAGACAAGAGAAAAGACAGUUACCUUUUUCCAUAACUGGUAUUCUUUGAGACGUGUUGCUCAUGUCCAUUCAACUUAGGUGUGUGUGCUCGCCACAUGCACCGGUGAUGGAGGUUUUUCCCACAGCAGUAUCUGUAAGGGACCGGCUCCGGUGCCCCCUGGAGUGGCACGCACAUGCCGCUGUUUAUAGGAUGCCACUGGCUCCCCCCACUCUCAGUUCCUUCUAGCUGUGGGGAAGGAUGGCGGGUUGUGGAAAGGACAUGAGCAACACAUCUCAAAGAACACCAGUUACAGAAAAACGUAACUUCGAGUGCAUGCUCAUGUCCAUUCAAUUUAGGUGACUCCAACGCAGUAUCCCUCGGAGGUGGGUAGGAGUUCUGGAUGUGUAGACUGCAACACAGCUCUGCCAAACCCAGUGUCAUCCCUGGCCUGCUGAGGGAUAGCAAAGUGGGCCGUGUGCACCAAGGACCACAUUACGGCUUGACAAAUGUCCUGGAUCGGGAAGUGUGCCAGGAAAGCUGCUGACGGAUGCCUGUGCUCUGGUCGAGUGGGCUCUGAUGAUCAGCGGCAGAGGGACUCUUGCCAACUCUAGCAGGUGGGGCACUGCAUACUGAAGUCAUGGUGCUUGGCACCGAGUCGGAGCAUUGCUCCAGUGCCGGGGUGAGGGACGACUCCAUGAGGAGCGCUCUUAAACGAGUAUCUCGCUCCUUCUUAGUUCUUGGCUUGAAGGACUUUCAGUGAUCACAGGGCUUAAAGCCUGGGGACCAGGGCUUGCCCCAUCCCAAGGCAAAGUCCUGUUCGGGACCUACAAAGUCUCUAACUAUAGCUAACGGAUUUACUAACACUAACAGAAAACUAUAUACACUAUAAUACAAGAAUUAACUAGUUUGUACGAAUGAGAAAGCAACAGCACUACUGAAGCAGCAACAACUCUUGUGGCUUCUUUAUAUUUAUAUAAUAUUUAUACAUAUGCAGUGUGCAUGUAUGUGUGUGUGUAUCUUUGUACAUUUAAUUGUGAUAAUUACUCCAUUGCCUCUCUCUCAUGCUCCACUGUAUAACUGGCAAAUAAUCAAUCACAGAGACUAGCAUUUCUUACAUGGAAUCCAGAUACACCAAAUAAAGUGAUUGCCAUUUUAAAAAAGUGAACAUUUGCCAAAAGUUACCACAUGUUGAUAUCUAAUAUACCACAGCUUCCCCCUACAUUCAGAACCUCAAAUACCACAAUUUGUUAACUGUUGGAAAAAGUUGGCAUUUCAAUGGCAAAGUUGCUGAUUGACAGCUUUUAUUCAUCAGCAUCUAGAAGGCACAUUCAGCUCAAAACUUGUUACCAAAAAGAACAGUUUACUUACUGUAGAGUUACUGUGAUUCUUUGUCCAUGUGGAUCCCAAUCCUGAGGUGUGUGCCCCAGGAGUGGGAUCCACAUAGACAAAUCCUCAAAGAAAAACUUACUCUUUUUGUGCUAUUGUUGAUCCUUGUUUUUCUGGCUACACAGCAAGAACUCUUAUUAUUGCUCUAGGCAUGGGAGAAUAGAACACAUACAUUACUUUAUCCCAG